GAGCAGUCUGGUGACGCAGGACUGCAGCUAUGAACUACCCACUAACCCUGGACACGGACUUCAGCACCUAUAACAACCUGGAGGACCUGUACAGGGAAUGGGCCAUCUACAAUAGCAGCACGGAGAUCCCCUCACAGGAAAGUCAGUUCUGUUCCACAGUGGAGGGACCCCUCCUGACCUCCUUCAAGGCGAUCUUCAUGCCUGUGGCCUACAGCCUCAUCUUCCUCCUGGGGAUGAUGGGAAACAUCCUGGUGCUCGUGAUCCUGGAGCGGCACCGGCACACUCGAAGCUCGACGGAGACCUUCCUGUUCCACCUGGCGGUAGCUGACCUCCUCCUGGUCUUUAUCCUGCCUUUUGCAGUGGCUGAGGGCUCUGUGGGCUGGGUCCUAGGGACGGUGCUCUGCAAAGUUGUGAUCGCGCUGCACAAAAUCAAUUUCUACUGCAGCAGCCUGCUGCUGGCCUGCAUAGCCGUAGACCGUUACCUGGCCAUCGUCCACGCUGUCCACGCCUACCGCCGCCGCCGCCUCUUCUCCAUCCACAUCACCUGCGCCACCAUUUGGCUGGCCGGCUUCCUGUUUGCCUUGCCAGAAGUCCUCUUUGCCAAGGUCGGCCAACCUCAUAACAAUGACUCCCUGCCACAGUGCACCUUCUCUCAAGAGAAUGAAGCUGAAACCAAAGCCUGGUUCACCUCCCGCUUCCUCUACCACAUUGGGGGCUUCCUGCUACCAAUGCUGGUGAUGGGCUGGUGUUACGUGGGAGUGAUACACAGACUCUGUCAGGCCCAGCGGCGCCCUCAGCGGCAGAAAGCAGUCAGGGUGGCCAUCCUAGUGACAAGUAUUUUCUUUCUUUGCUGGUCACCUUACCACGUUGUCAUUUUCCUAGACACACUGGAGAGACUGAAGGCUGUGGACAGCAGCUGUGAACUGAGUGGCUAUCUCUCUGUGGCCAUCACCGUGUGUGAAUUCCUGGGCCUGGCCCACUGCUGUCUCAAUCCCAUGCUCUACACUUUCGCUGGUGUCAAGUUCCGCAGUGACUUGUCUCGGCUUCUGACGAAGUUGGGCUGUGCUGGCCCAGCCUCCCUUUGCCAAGUUUUCCCCAGCUGGCGCAAGAGCAGUCUCUCUGAGUCAGAGAACGCCACCUCCCUCACCACCUUCUAGAUGCCAGAACUCCCAUAACCCCCUUUCCGUUUCUGUUUGCCUUGGUAGCCUGGAGUGAUGCUAGAAACCCAGUCAACAAAACCCGGGGUUCUAAGAGCUUGUUUGGGCCAUGUCCCCAGAGGGGACAGCUAGAGAACUCUCUCUAGAAUGUCCCUAAACUCUUUUGCCAGCCCUCAGGCUAACCAAGAGCCCUGGGAGGCAAAAGCAGCCCAAAGGCAGACCAAGGGCUCUCUGGACUGCCUGCAUCACCUUGGCUAAGAGCACUCCACAUACCUCUCAUCCUAACCAGCCAAAUGUGAGACUCAGCUUUACUUCUCCCCGGCCAUAGGGAAAACCACUCGGCCGGUGGCGCCUACAGUCUCAUCUCCCUCUGGUCAUGGACCCCAGGAUCUCCUCCCACAAUGCACUCCAUCAUCUAAAAGUUUGCCGCAUGCCACAGCUCCCCACCACUUCUGUUCCACCGAGGAAUAGCCAGCUGGCAGCAGAGCAUGCCCUUACCGUGCCUGUCUCCAAAACACAAGCUUUGUGCCAGCCCUUCAACCCUGCUGUUCUCUUGAGCAAACAGGAAACUGAGACUGAUCUACUUUAGGCAGCUGUCUCGCUCCAACCAAACCAGCAUCGGGUCUGCCCCAUGUUACUGGAUCUUGGACUACAGACCAAGGACAGACUCCAGAAGGCCCCGGAGACUAGCCAGUGUCCUAAGAAGAGGAGAGGACAAGCCAGCAGGCAAGCAGUCCAGUGGAGAAAUGGAAAGACACUUUGUCUCCAGGCGCCAAAGAGGAGCAAGUAAAACUGAAACCCAGCUGUCUUCUCUGCCCAGAGACCAAAGCUUCCCGACUGUGAGGGAGAUAAGAUCCAGGGCCCUAGUGGAUUCUGGGCACUGAUGGGGAAGGAGGCCAACUUCUCUCUCCUGCUGCAAUCCUCAGGACCCGUGGAAACUGAAAUAGCAAAGGGGUUCUAGCCUCAGAAGAGGGGGCGUUUAGCUAAGAAAAUGAAGACUGACCGGGCCUGGUGGCACAUACCUUUAAUUCCAGCACUCAGAAGACAGAGGCAGGCGGAUCUCUGUGAGUUUGAGGUCUACAAAGUGAGUUCCAAGACAGUUAGGGCUGUUAUACAGACAAACCCUGUCUCAAAAUAAAUAAAUAAAUAAAUAGAUAGAUAAAUAAAUAGAUAAAUAAAUGAAUAAAAUGGGGGGAAAAGAAAAUGGAAACAGAUCCUUGUCUUCUAAGGCGGGAGAGAGAGGGGGGCAGGGGAGGGCAGUGUGAGAAGCCAAGCGGAGCAGGGAAGUCCCCGAGCCCCAGGAAGGAGGUGCCGUGCCCCUGGGAGGGUACUACUCAAAUGGAACCAGAGGAAGCUGCUCCACACCUGCUUAGGGGAAGCCUAGCAGGCAAUUCUGAGCUCCUCUUCCUCCAGGCCACUGAUUUAGGAGGGAAGAGGGGGUUGGGGGAAGCUGGGUUACCGGGUACCACUCAAGCCAGUCAGACAAGCUCUCUGGGGAACCCCACUAGGGAAAUCAGUUCUAUAGUUGCAGAGACUGUACCCUCACUGCAAACUGGAGACAUCUUGGGAUUCCCUUUUCUGUUCCCAGAAUCUGACAGCCAGUUCGGCAGCAGAGAAACCAGACACAGAAACAAAAAGGCAAGAGUUUACAUUUUUGAAUUUUCUUUUUAAUAAAAAGGCACCUAUAAAACAGGUCAAUACAGUACAGGCAGCACAGAGACCCCCAGAGCAAGCCUAAAAAGUGUUUCAAAAUAAAAACCAAGAAGAUGUCUUCACAUAUUGUAUUUAUAUAUUUAUAUUUAUAUAUAUAUAUUUAUAUAAUGGUACAAAAUGGCUGGGGUAUGGCCAUGGAUGGAGAGAAGGCUGGCCUGUGGAGAUCACCUUGGGAAGCUAGUGGUAGAGGUGGGAGACAAGGACACCAGAAGGGGACAAUGGGCCCUUUGUGGCCUGCGCUCUCUCCUCAGAGCAGGGCAAUUAGACCAUUUGGAUAGGCUAGGAACGUGGGUGGGGGGCACAAAGGCCCAGAUGGAAGCAGGGAGGGCAGAGUGUCUGGCAGGAAGGAGGACAGGUUUCCACCCACCUCUCGACAGAGACCUUGGCUCUGGUCCCUGGGAGGGGCGAGGGAAGCCAGGGGCCUGCAGCCAGCUCUGGAGGGGAGCGGUGCCUGACCCGGCUGACAAUGGACAGCACCAGACUGGGAGAAGUGGACACAAAUUCCCUUUGUAUUACAGCUGCCAAGGCAAAACCAGGCCCUGCAGGUCAGGAAGGCUGGGGACAGGGUCCCGGUAAAAGACACCCUGUCUAGAAUGGCCCUUAGCCCUGGAGGCAGGGCAGGAAGGCCUUGGCCAAGGAGCUGCCCGCCACCUUAAAGGCAGGAAAGAGGAAAGGAGAAGUAUUUUACUCCUGGGGCCACGGGAGAUAAAACACCCAUUCCUGUAUGGCUUCAGUCUGACCAGCAGUGGGUGAGGGGCUCUCCUGGGAAGUAACAGGGAGGCAGUGGCUGUGCCUAGGCAGGCAGAGACAGAUCUGGUACAUGGCCCUAAACCCUGGGCAGAAAGACCUUGCCAGAGUGGACAGGCAGCAGGAUGGUCUCCCCGACACUGCCUUUCCUCACUCCAUGCUAGGGGUGGAGGCUGGAGGGAGACUGACUGACUCAGCCAAACUCUGUCCCUUCCUUCUUUGGUGAGAAGCAAGUGGUGGUUUCUAGAAGAGUCUGUGCCCUGUGGGGUUACCUGGCCCGAGGCCACUGAAGUCAUAGGCCGCAGUCACACGUGUUAACCCCUCCAUAGCUCCAGUCAGAGGGGCCACACCUGCCCAGAGGACAAAGGGCUUCAAGUUCUGGCUAAGGUGUAGCAGCAGAGGCACCCGGGCAGGGGCCCUAUGUCACUGGUG
Molecule: messenger RNA, 4049 nt
Organism: Alexandromys fortis (reed vole)
Lineage: Eukaryota; Metazoa; Chordata; Mammalia; Rodentia; Cricetidae
Gene: Cxcr5
Product: C-X-C motif chemokine receptor 5
Exons: 2
Coding region: 30-1157 (375 amino acids)
Biological process (GO): immune response; cell chemotaxis; calcium-mediated signaling
Cellular component (GO): external side of plasma membrane; membrane
Molecular function (GO): C-C chemokine receptor activity; C-X-C chemokine receptor activity; C-C chemokine binding
Source: RefSeq, a predicted model, not a curated record